This is a messenger RNA of Acanthochromis polyacanthus (spiny chromis), 928 nucleotides long. RefSeq names its product late histone H2A.2.2. The record is from RefSeq and is a predicted model, not a curated record. The transcript has a single exon. Lineage: Eukaryota; Metazoa; Chordata; Actinopteri; Pomacentridae. Bases 235 to 618 code for a protein of 127 amino acids. Gene Ontology annotation, cellular component: nucleosome. Gene Ontology annotation, molecular function: DNA binding; protein heterodimerization activity; structural constituent of chromatin.
UUGAAGUUCUGUGUUUAUUCUGUUUUCUCUUUGCCGUUUAUUUUGUAAGUCCAGUUCCAGAAGUGUCGUUCAUACUACAGAAACAAGACGUAACCUCGUCUGAUUGGCUGCUUUACUGAAAGCAAUGUCUGACCAAUCAGCGAGCAGUUGUACUGCAUAUAUAAUGGUGACAUCAAGCUGUUAAACUGAUUCCGUUUACGGCUUGUGAUACAGUAGCAAAACGAGUGCAAGAAAAUGUCGGGACGAGGAAAGAGCGCGAAGUCCAGAGCCAAGGCCAAGAGCCGCUCCUCCAGGGCCGGACUCCAGUUCCCCGUCGGCCGUGUCCACAGGCUGCUAAGGAAGGGAAACUAUGCCAAGCGUGUCGGUGCCGGAGCUCCCGUCUACCUGGCGGCUGUGCUGGAGUACCUGACCGCUGAGAUCCUGGAGCUGGCUGGAAACGCCGCCAGAGACAACAAGAAGACUCGCAUCAUCCCCCGUCACUUGCAGCUGGCUGUCCGCAACGACGAGGAGCUCAACAAGCUGCUGGGCGGAGUGACCAUCGCUCAGGGCGGCGUGCUGCCCAACAUCCAGGCGGUGCUGCUGCCCAAGAAGACCGAGAAGGCUAGCAAAGCCAAGUAAAGACCCGGAAGCACAACAACCCUCAAAGGCUCUUUUCAGAGCCACACACCUUCACUGAAGACUUAAUCCUUCAUUUGAGAAUGACCACUUUAUAUAUGUAUAUUUAUUUACAAGUAUUUUUGCUCUCACCUAAUUUUGACUAUAUUAAUCAGUUAUUUGUAGUAUAAAAUAUAUACAGAUAAUACAAAUCUAGUAAAGAAUAUAUGAACACGGACAGUUAAAAUAAACCAUACUAUAUUAUGCAUAUAAAUAUAUAAUGCAAAAUGUUUGUAAAUAUUUACAUUUAGCAAAUAUUGAAGGAAGUGUUUUA